Spea bombifrons (plains spadefoot toad) is the source of this 1661-nucleotide messenger RNA. It is a transcript of the gene NPY1R, whose product is annotated as neuropeptide Y receptor Y1. The coding region runs from base 201 to 1298 and encodes 365 amino acids. Gene Ontology annotation, biological process: G protein-coupled receptor signaling pathway. NCBI's taxonomy places the organism in Eukaryota, Metazoa, Chordata, Amphibia, Anura, Pelobatidae. The transcript is spliced from 2 exons. The record is from RefSeq and is a predicted model, not a curated record. Gene Ontology annotation, cellular component: neuron projection; plasma membrane. Gene Ontology annotation, molecular function: neuropeptide binding; neuropeptide Y receptor activity.
GCUGUAACCAAAAUCAACAAUUUUACGUGUCUUUUCUCAACAGAGUUGGCACGGUUUUUUAUCAAUAUGAAGACUCCUUUGCGGUUUCUGUGUUCAACACUCAGCAAAAGAGAAGAUAAAACAGCAUCAUCACUGCAACUUUGAAGCGUUGAGUUUGUCUCAUUUCUUGUUUCAAUUACUUGUACCAAUACGACUCGAAAAUGAAUUUCUCCUUAGAAAACCAAUCCCUUUUUCUAAACAUUUUCAACGAUUCAUUUAAAAAGGGAAUAGGCGAGGAGUGUAGUUUGCCCUUGGCCAUUGUUUUCACCUUAGUCCUGGCAUAUGGAGCUGUUAUAAUACUUGGACUCUCUGGAAAUCUGGCUCUCAUUAUAAUCAUUCUAAAGCAAAAAGAAAUGCGUAAUGUCACCAACAUACUUAUUGUAAAUCUAUCCUUUUCUGAUCUGUUGGCAACAAUUGUUUGCCUCCCUUUCACCUUGGUUUAUACUCUCAUGGACCACUGGAUUUUUGGGGAAGUUAUGUGCAAGUUAAAUGAGUAUGUCCAGUGCAUCUCAGUAACAGUUUCCAUUUUUUCACUGGUUCUCAUUGCCGUUGAACGUCAUCAACUUAUUAUCAACCCUCGAGGAUGGAGACCAAGUAAUAGACAUGCCUGCAUUGGAAUCACAGCAAUAUGGAUUGCUUCGAUGGCUGGUUCUUUGCCCUUUAUGAUGUACAGUAAUUUAACUGAUGAACCAUUCCGGAACAUAAGUAUUGAUUUAUUCAUCGGAAAAUAUGUUUGCAUACAAGAGUUCCCAAAUGAAAAAUUUAGACUAUUUUACAAUACUCUGCUUUUUGUAAUACAGUACCUUGGACCUUUAUGCUUUAUAUUUGUAUGCUACACAAAGAUAUUCUUAAGACUAAGAAGGCGCAACAAUAUGAUGGACAAGAUGAGAGACAAUAAGUACAGAUCCAGUGAAACAAAACGAAUCAACGUGAUGUUAUUAUCUAUUGUGGUGGUAUUCGCUUUCUGUUGGCUACCUUUUUUCAUUUUUAAUAUGGUGUUUGAUUGGAACCAUGAAGUCAUCGAAAUAUGCAACCACAAUUUAUUGUUUUUGAUUUGCCACCUGACCGCAAUGAUCUCCACGUGCGUGAAUCCAAUUUUCUAUGGUUUCCUCAACAAAAACUUUCAAAGGGAUUUGCAAUUUUUCUUUAAUUUUUGUGAUUUCCGGUCUAGAGAAGAUGAUUAUGAAACUAUAGCUAUGUCUACCAUGCACACUGAUGUUUCGAAAACAUCUUUAAAGCAAGCAAGCCCAAUAGCAUAAAAAUGAAUGAUGUCUGUUUAGUGGCAGUAAGUGUGUUGGCGUUUUUUUAUCCUACAUAAGCACAUAUGUUUUGUAGCAUCAAGCAUCGCAUUUGAAUGCCUGUGUUCAGAAUUCAGAACAUUAGCAUGUUAUUUGGACUCUGGGAACUUGAGCAAUGGUCAUGCUCACCAUUCCGACACAUUUCACUCGCUGCCAUCAUUUUAUAAACUACCAUUUUGGGGAAAAAAACGUAAAUCAUUGUGCAUCUAUGUGUUCUGUGGUCCGGAGAACAAGUAGAAUUAUUAUCACUUAAAACUGUGAAUGUUACACUGUUUUGUACCUAACACAAAUCUUUAUGCCUAAAUAUAGCCACUGUAUAACUUU